UUCUAAUUUACUCUUUUUAUAUUUUCUUAGGCCUACUUUUUAUUUUCUAGCUAUGAAAAUGUACAUCCAAUACGCUCCACAGUCUUCCCCAUCCGUCUGAUUUGUACUUCUGUGAGUGACCACAGGACACACUGUCAUACCUGUGAAUCUCUCUCCCCCACCUUCUUCAUCCUUCUUCACUGGAAUCCAUGAAAAAAAAACUCUUCUACAAGCUAAAAGAUUCCAUUUUUCAUCACAAAAAUCAACAAACAAAACUUCUUUGUUUCUUUUUCUACUGUUUUUGCAGGGAGCAUUAACAGACCUGCUAAACUUCCUCCUUUUCUAUGAGUAUUUUCUAUUCUUCCCAUUAAUUUUAUUGGGUUUUGUGUAAAAUUAUCAAUCAAUCUAAUAUCAUUAUCAUCCACAUUAUUUUGUUCAUCAAAAAAUGAAAAAGUUUUGAUCUUUUUACUUCUUAUGGUUUGAUUUGUAGCUGUAUUCUGUAUAUUUGAUCCUGAAAAUACCCCCAAAAUUCCUUUCAUUGUGAUUGUGAUGUAAGCUUAUAUAUUCUGACAAUCUCUCUUUUAAUUGAAAUAAAUUGGUUUUUCCUCACUUGUAAUUUUUCACUCAUUAUUACUACCUUUUAAAAAUCUUCCCUUUUCCCUUUUUAUUUUACUCUAAAGGUCACAUUUUUAGUGCAAAAAUGGGGAUUGGAAGUGGUAUCAUUCAUUGUAAUCAACAUUUGGGGAAGAUUCCUUUGUGGGUUUCAAUUAGGGUUUCUUGAUUUAAUUAUUUUCUGGGUUUUUUUUUUGUUGGAAAAAUUGUAAAGAAUGAGUGAAUCAGCAAGAAAAUCAUCAUCUUUGGCAAUUAUAGAGAAAAAACCACACAUUCAAAGACCUGGUGGUUGUGUUGGAAUUUUUUUUCAACUUUUUGAUUGGAAUAGAAGAUUUGCUAAGAAGAAAUUCUUCCCUAAGAAGCUUCUUCCACCUGUUCGUACCAAGGUAUCCAAGAAAUUCAAUGCUGAGGAGAAAUUGCCAGUGGCUAAGCAUUUAUUGAUCACUGAUGAGGAUAAUUCUGGUGGAUUUUCAAGUAAAAUGAAGAAAAAUGGGAGUUUUGAGCCUAAAAAAACUGAAAUGCAGGCUCCAGGGUUGGUUGCUAGGUUAAUGGGUUUGGAAGCUAUGCCUGUUCCUAUUGUAGAACAAAAUGAAUCUAGCAAGAGUUCUCUUAAGGAUGUUAGUAAGGCUAAGGGAGAUAAAUUCGGAGGUCGGUCUGAGAAUGUGUCUGCUAAGGAGUUGAGUUUGAGUCCCGAAAAGGGGAAUUUGAGACCACAGAAGAUUCAAAAGACGGGUGUUUCGGAUAGGAGGCCUGUUACGAGGUUCGGAGCUGAGGCAUUGCAGAUUAAGAAUGUCUUAUCUAGGUCAAGAAAGUAUCAUAAUCAUGCGAAGCUUGAUUCUCCGGUUAAGAGUCCAAAAAUGGGGCGAAAUGCGUCUAGGUUGAUUGAUGUAGCUACUAGAAUUUUGGAACCCGGGAUACAAGCCUCAAACCGUGCUAGGUGUAGUCUUACAUAUCCCAACUCGACGAUACAGUUGAUGAGUGAGGUUAGAGGUAACGUUGAAACUCAGGUUUCGAAUGCACAAGCUGCUUGUCGAAGUUGUGGCAAUGUUUUGGAUAGUAUGGAUGUGAGAUAUAAUGAUGAAGAAAGAUCUAGAAGCGUUGAACCGCCUACGCCUAACUUUAGAGAGGUUUUCUUUCAUGGUAUAGAAGAAAACCGGCCAAGUCCAGCGGUAUAUUUGGAGAAUGAAAAUGAUGUGGUUUUGUUAAAAACUAGGUAUCAACCUGAAUGUGUGACUCCAGCAAAAACCGAAACUACCAGGAAUGAAAUGCAAUCACCACAAUGCCAUGAACAGAUCUCGAUAAGUAGGAUGUUUACCUCUCAAAAGAAUGUGCCUCCUUCUGGUUCGUUGAAACAUAGGGCCAUAAGACAUGGCCAGACGAUGCUUGGGGAUAGAGUUCCGCAAAAGUCUAGAAUAGCAAAUACACAGGGCAGAAGAGUAUCGUCAGUUGUGAAUCCAAUUAAUGAAACUAAGGAUUUCAUUGCCCUUAACAGAAAUUUGUGUAGGAAUCGUCCAAGAGUACCAAGCAAAUUUGAGAGCAGUGUCGAGUCUGAUAGACGAUUUUGCACAGGAAAAAAUGAUUCUGUAAUGACACAAAGAACCCCAGUUAGGAAGAGAAGGACUCUAAACAUUAGCAGGCCGGUUGACACUGCACAUUCCGCGAGUUCGCUAGUGGAAAGACAGAGAAGUAAUAAGGUCAACAUUGUAACUGAAACUGGCACAAAAAUCCGUCCCAUAUCUGCGAAUCAGUCUUCCCUUACAAGUAGAUCUGUCAGUCACAGAGGAAAUAAGAGUACUGAUAUUGUUUCUUUCACCUUCAGCUCCCCUGUAAAGUCAACCAUUGGAACAACUUCUGAUGAGUUGGGUACAAAACGAAGGGACAUAAGUUGUUCGGACACUAAUGAGGAUUUACCGCAGGAAGUGGAAGAUAAUAGUGUGAAAAGGCCUUCGGGUAACUAUUUGCAGGUGAAUGGAGAUGCUCUAGGUGCUCUAUUGGAGCAAAAGUUGAAGGAACUUUCACACCAAGUAGAAAACGAAGCAGCAACCGGAAGAACUACUGCUUCAAUUCUUCAGGAACUCAUAUCUGCCUUGACAUCUGAGAGACCAGUUUCAUGCGAAGAUGGAUCCCAAGACAAUGAUACAAAAGAUUCACAAAGUGAUAGUGAAUCUCAGGCCAACUUGAGGAGCAAAGGAUGUCCGGAUGGAUUUACUCGUGGUGUUAACCAUCUUAGCCCAGGAUGUGUUCUUGAUGCAUCCUUUUCAAAUGAUAGCUGCAUAUCAAGCAGCAUGGACGAUAAUUCAGUACCUGUGCCUUCCGUUGAUGUUGAACUUUUGGAUCUUUUGGAUUCGGCAUCCUCAGUGAAUAAGCCUCGUGGCUGUGGUGUCAUGGUGGUGAUGGAUCUUGUAAACCGUACCGCAGCCGAACUACAGAACGCGGAUCGUGUACAUUCCCGAUUAACUGCAACCAAGCUUGACUAUGUACAGGAGAUUGUACUGAAUUCCGAACUCCUAUUUGGUAGUAACGAAUCAUCCGAUUCAUAUAAAUUUCUGGAUUUUCUUCUAGGCCCGUUUCUAGAUGAGCUAGAAUCCCUUGUCAUUGCGGCAUGGAAAAACAGCAUCAUUCUCGGAAUUGAGGUGAGAAAAGAGGAGAACCCGUUAAGACGUUUUCUCUUAGACUGUCUUGUAGAAUGCCUCGAUAUAAAAUACAUUCGGCAAUCUAAUUCUGGGUUCAAGACAUGGAGUAGGCUACCUAAGAGCAUCGAUGCAGAACUUCUGAUAAAAUCGUUUGAUGCAGAAGUUAGAAAAUGGAUUAGUUUUGCCGGGAAAUCAGCAGACGAGAUUAUAGAAAGGGAAAUGAGUACAUCAUUGGGAAAAUGGACGGAUUUCGAGAUCGAAGCGUUUGAAUGUGGUGCAGAAAUCAGUCAGCACAUAAUUCAGCUUUUGGUUGAUGAAAUUGUGACAGAUUUGUGCUUAUGCUAAUCUUACUACAGAUGGUGUGUGACUACUUUUAACUCCUACUAGUAUCCCCCUGAUGAAAAUUUUUGUACAAACAAAACCGAAGGGAAAUGAGUUAAGUUUUUUUCACAUAGUAUUUAGAAGUAUUAAAUUUACUAGAUUGUUGUAGUAAAUGUAACUUUUGGGUAAUUGUAGUUGUAUCAAAUGUACUUGGUUAGAUGCAACAACUAUAAUUUUUGUAGUUGUCCAUGAACUUUGUAAUUCCCGCCGAUGAAUGGAGUAGAAGUCAUGUGGAUGACAGACUAUUAGUUCAUAUAGUCGAUUUUAAUUUUUUA
Molecule: messenger RNA, 3880 nt
Organism: Amaranthus tricolor (Joseph's coat)
Lineage: Eukaryota; Viridiplantae; Streptophyta; Magnoliopsida; Caryophyllales; Amaranthaceae
Exons: 5
Coding region: 807-3569 (920 amino acids)
Source: RefSeq, a predicted model, not a curated record